AUGUCCACAAUAAUUCAUGAAGACCCAAGAGAGGGCCGACGCAAAUCGUCGACAAGCAAAUCGGAGAACACGCAGCUUCACACAAUCAUCUUCUUUCCUAUUGAUUACGAUGACCCGAAUAAUGUGUCGAUAACCAAUAUUGAAAUGGCGGACAAUUGUCUCCGUACUGGACCACACAAGCACAUGGUCCGCAAGCCAGAGCUGGAACAAACCCCUUUGGCUAUUACGGAGAUGCCUGAUUACUUCCAAGGCCCGCACUUCGACAGAGUUAAAAGGAGAUUGCGCUCUAUCUACUUCCACAACAACAGGAAAUUUGAGAACAAGGUUUAUAUCGACGAAGGAUCUGACUCUUACGCUGCUGAAGAAGAGCAAGGCGACAGCGAGGGUGUCUUGCUCUACCCAUCGCGUGAGGAGGUUGCCUUAGACAGUGCUAAGAUUUACGAUCUAGUCGCCUUUGACGCACUCGCUAAGAAGGACGGUCUGUGGCGACCUCGAUGGCACCAAUGCGACUUAUCGAGUACCAUUUCGGGCAGAAAACAAUGUCCGUUCGACAACGACGAGUAUCGGGACGUGUGGCAUGGAAAGAGCCAAAUCCUAAAGAGAGGCCACAGUAGCUGUACAUCAAAAGUAGAGACCGUCUUCUGGAAUAAAAAGUCCGGAGAGCCAGCUUGUUACACAAAGUUGCAAGAGAUCCACAAAAAGCACAAAAAUGACGAUCUCCGAGAGAUCAACAGCGAAGAGUGGCCGGGGGAAUAUGUCGAAUCUCUUCAGAAGUGGGGAGAACUCAGAGUAUUCAUAGCAAUGCAAGAUCACAAAGACAAACACGGAAAGACGAUAAGAAAACCUUACGUGGUCGACAUCAUCAAAACUCACUUCACCACCGAAGCUGAGAGUAAAAAAUUCCAAGAGAGACACGGACCGCCGAUAAAAGAGGACGAAAAGACGAGAAAACGUAAGGGGUAUGGGAGAGAUUAUAGAGCGAAGGAGGUAACAAAGGCCUACCUGGAGCGCUGGCUGAAGGCGCGCAAAAUGUGGGCGAAAGAGUUAAGUAAACGCAAGAAGGAAGACUGGAUCAAUGCCCUCGAAGAUGACGAUAGAAGAAGGUUGGCGAGAGGUGACUCCGCAGAUCGACCGAACCAUAAACAUGAGCCGAAAGGUGGCUCUGCUUCACAGUCCAAUCCUAGGGAAAAACCAGAUGACGACUUCCCUAAAUUGACUGACGAAGGACCCAUUGUGCGUUGCACAUAUUUUUCCUAUCGGAUGUAUGUUUCUCGCCUGAACCUCGACAGUACCGAGGUCUUCAAAUCGUACGACAGGAUAAAUGUUCCAGCCAUCAAAAGAUUCGCCCUUUCACAGUAUAGACGAUUUUAUAGACGCUACCCUAAACACUUUGAAUCCCUUAGCGUGGGCGCCAGAAUCGAUAUUGGAGUCGGUCCGAAACAGUCGUUGUUCAUCAAUGAGGUGACGAGGUGGUGGUUUGCUUCCUGGUUUGACGGGUUCGAAGACAUUGGAUCGCAGGGCACGAUUGCUCAAGCGUUUGCGGACAGUUUUUCACAGGUCUACAGGGUGCACCCACACGAACCAAAUGAGCCCGUCCCGGAGAGCAGCGAUGACGAAGAUGACUAUGAUGACGAUGGUGAACGCAAAAAACUCACAACGCUCUACAAGCAGAAGCAAGAAAAAACAGUUCCUAGAGAAAGGAGAAAACCCACAGCCAGUGGGGGAGGCGGUGCCGGCAAAGACGGUGGCGCCAAUGGCAAGAGUCAUGGCAAACGUCCUCCUGUAGACGACGACAAUGAGGACGACGUUCAGAGAACGGCGCCAAAGAAGAACCGGAAAUCACUAGGAUGA
Didymosphaeria variabile is the source of this 1851-nucleotide messenger RNA. RefSeq lists its product as uncharacterized. The transcript has 3 exons. Bases 1 to 1851 code for a protein of 616 amino acids. The record is from RefSeq and is a predicted model, not a curated record. NCBI's taxonomy places the organism in Eukaryota, Fungi, Ascomycota, Dothideomycetes, Pleosporales, Didymosphaeriaceae.